Molecule: messenger RNA, 1701 nt
Organism: Aureobasidium musti
Lineage: Eukaryota; Fungi; Ascomycota; Dothideomycetes; Dothideales; Saccotheciaceae
Source: the annotation of a GenBank genome assembly
AUGGCUAGCAUGGCAUCGGGUCCCACCCACCCCUUCACCUGCAACACCUGCCAGGUCGCUUUCCGUUCUAGCGACCUGCAGCGCACUCACAUGCAAAGCGACUGGCACCGUUACAACCUCAAGAGACGAGUCGCCUCGCUUCCCCCGCUCACCUCUGAAGUCUUCGCCGAAAAAGUCCUCGCCAACAAGGCUUCGGCCGCUGCCACCGCCGCUCGCGCCUCCUUCGAGAAGGUCUGCUCUGCUUGCCAGAAGACCUACUUCAGUGAGAACGCCUAUGCCAACCACCUCGGAAGUCAAAAGCACAGACAGCAAAUUGCUCGCAUGCACAUGAGAGAUGCCGACGACGCCAGCUCCGUCAUGAGCUCUACCUUCUCCUUGGGAGAACCUCUUGAAACUGCUUCCAAUGUCGAGACUGCCUCAGUCGCCUCUGUUGCUACCGAGCGCGACGUCGAUCACAUCACCGAUGGCGUUCAACAAGCCAACAUUGCCGACGACGACAACUCAUCCAGAGCCCCUUCAGCUGCUGCUGAUACCGAUGACAUGGUUGAAGUUCUGCUCAACCAAUGCCUUUUCUGCAACACCAUCUGCCAAGACCUCGAGGAGAACGUCAAGCACAUGGCCAAGCAACAUGGCAUGUUCAUUCCUGAAACAGAGUUCCUGGUUGACUUGGAGGGCCUCCUGAGCUACCUCCACGAGAAGAUUCACGAUGACCACCAAUGCUUGUACUGUGGUCAGCUCAAGCACACUGCCUCCGGUAUUCAGACACACAUGCGCGACAGAGGCCACUGCAUGAUCCCCUACAGCACCGAAGAUGAAAUGCUCGAGAUUGGAGAAUUCUACGACUUUAGAAGCACUUACUCAGACGACGAAGAUGAUGAGAGUACGGACGGUGCAGACGACCAACAGGAAGGAGGUGUCAAGCUUGGUGCCGCUCGUGCCACCAAAGUCACAAUCGAGACCGAAGACGGAGACGGCGACGCAGACAUGGCCGACGAGGAUGACGAAGGAUGGGAGAGUGAUGGCUCUUUGUCAUCGGUCCCAACUGACGAGAUCACUUCUGUGCCCAUCGAUGACCACUCGCACCGCUACAAGACCCUCGAUCGCCACAGACACCAUUCUCACAAGGACCCUCGCCCUCACAGAAACACAGAUGGAUACCAUUCUCACGCUCACUCCACUCCUCAUGCUGUUUAUCACGACGAAUACGAAUUGCACUUGCCCACAGGACGCACUGCCGGUCACCGUUCGCUCGCCAAGUACUAUCGCCAAAACCUCCGCAACUACCCCACUCCCGAGGAGAGGGCAGAACAAAGACUCAUCGAAGGUCGUCACGACUCCGACAACGAAGAGGAGGCCAGAAGAUCAAGACACGACCGUGGUCGUCAAAUCGUCUCUCGCGCAGAAGGCGGCCUUGGCAUGGUUGGUGUCAGUGAGGUCAAGAAGAAGGAGGUGCGCGCUGCUGAGAAGAGAGAGAAGAAGCAUGAACAAAGAGCGCAGGCCAACUACCAAUGGGGCAACGACAAGAGAGGAAACAACCAAAAGCAUUUCCGCGUAAGUCCUUCAGAUCAUGAAACUGCAGACAUCUCGCUAACCCGUUCCAGGACCAUCUUUUGCAAUAGAUGUGUGCGCCUCACGCUGCAACCUCUGGCUGCAGGAUUAUUGUAUCUUUUGGACAGCAUUUGGCUCAAGCAUAUCCCAUGA